AUGUCAGCAUCGCCUGACGCUAAGGAGACAAGACCGAGUUCUGCAGCUCCACCUACAUCAAGUGUUUCCAGUGCAAACAGACGUGACAGUAGCCCACCGCCUGACUCUGCUGUUGCUGUAUUACAAUCUUAUGGCUAUACACUGGGAGAGUCUCUUGGCAAAGGUUCUUAUGCCGUCGUUAAAGCAGCGUACUCACAAAAACACAAAAAACGAGUUGCAAUUAAAAUUGUUUCAAAAAGACGAGCACCUGAAGAUUAUCUGACAAAAUUCCUCCCUCGUGAAAUUCAAGUAAUGAAACGACUUCGACAUCCAAACUGUGUAUGUCUUUAUGAAGCAAUUGAAACGAGUUCUCGUAUUUAUCUCGUCAUGGACAUGGCUGACAACGGGGAUUUAUUGGAAUAUAUAAGAUCUAAAGGAGCUCUAUCUGAGGAAAAAGCAAGAGAUUUCUUCAGACAAUUGAUUGAUGCAACAUCUUACAUGCAUGAAAGAGAUAUCGUACAUCGCGAUUUGAAAUGUGAAAACUUGCUUCUUACUCAACUCAAUGCAAUCAUGAUCUCUGAUUUUGGUUUUUCGAGAAUUCAAGCAAAAAUCCCAGAGACACAGAAAAGGAAACUAAGUCGUACAUUUUGUGGAUCCUAUGCUUAUGCACCACCAGAGAUCUUGCGUGGUAUUGCUUAUGAUGGAACGAUGGCAGAUAUCUGGAGUCUUGGUGUGGUCUUAUUCACAAUGGUAUGUGCAAGUCUGCCUUUUGAUGAUAGUAAUCUGAAAAUUCUCCUGGAUCAAGUGUCUAAGAGAGUACAGUUUCCGCGAAAACGUGGAGCAUUAUUGUCGGUUGAAGUCAAGAACCUGAUUGGACGAAUGCUUACGAGUGACGUCAAUGAUCGUAUUGAUAUUGAAGGGAUAAGGAAUGACCCGUGGUACAAGAAUAAUAAAGCAAGUGCUGUGUCCAUUUCUGAAGUUGAACCAUGUACUACAUCUACACACACCAACAGUCAAGACGACGCUGAAAGCACUCAAGCCGAGAAGGAGAAAACGAAAGACACAGUACAAAUCACUGAGGAUACUGCUUCUGUUCCUGUUGAAAAGAUGGCGACACGGUCUAGCACGCGAAGGAAGGCGAAGGAAACCGAGCAACCCACGAAACUACACGAACUUCCAUCCUCAAGUGAACGACAAGAUGUGCGCAUUACGAUUGAAAAUGAAUGA
Paramuricea clavata is the source of this 1206-nucleotide messenger RNA. NCBI's taxonomy places the organism in Eukaryota, Metazoa, Cnidaria, Anthozoa, Malacalcyonacea, Plexauridae. The record is from the annotation of a GenBank genome assembly.